Paramecium sonneborni is the source of this 886-nucleotide messenger RNA. The record is from the annotation of a GenBank genome assembly. Lineage: Eukaryota; Ciliophora; Oligohymenophorea; Peniculida; Parameciidae.
AUGUCAUAUUAAUUUGGAGGAAGUUAAUUGCAAUAAUAAAAUGUACCUAAUGCUAAAUACAAAACCAUGCUAUGUCGUCAUUAUUAAGGUAAUAUAUUUUAUUUUUUUAAAGCUACUAAAUAAUGUGCUAUUGGAACUAAAUGUCAAUUUGCACAUGGAACUGAAGAAUAAAGAUAAAUUAAUGGUAAUUAACAAUAUCUUAUCCUUUAAAGAUCCUUUACCUGCUUCUGCUUUAUCAGCCAUGGCUACUGUUAUUGAAUAACCAAUAAAUAAACCUUAAUCUCCCAUUUUUUAAAGUAUUGCUUAAAUUAUUAUUAUUUUGUUCCUUGUAAAUACCAUGCUUAAAAUUAUUGUAAAAAUGGCUAAAAUUGUUAAUAUAUUCAUGGUAUUUUAUUUUCUAUUUUAGACUCUGACACAACUCCAUAAUAACCAAUACCAUUUACAUAAUAACCUUAGAUCUCGCAAUCUGUCUAAGUCUAGCAAGAAGACCCUAUGCAAUCAGUCUUUUAACAUAUUAUAUUUGAAAUGCAAUAUAUAUUUCCAUAAGAUGUGAGAUAUACAAAUAAAAUAUAGGAUAUAAUAUAAAAAUUAAAAAUAGCUUAGGAAUAGGUAAGAGUUGGUAAUCUUAUCACUGUUGCUGAGUGUAUUAAAAAUAUAAUUCAUGCUCCAGAACGUACUUAAGAAGAAAUACUUAAAUAUACAAAUCUCUAUAACUAGGCAGUCACAUAUUUUAAUCAGAUCUCACAAACAAAUUGAAUUUAAUAUUAAAAUAAUUAUUAUCAUCUAUAAUAAUCGAUUCUAGACUCCUUCUUCAUUUCAAAAGAAAAUUAAUACAAUUUAUAUAAAUUAACUAUCCUCUGAUAAUCUUACUAUAAAUCUAAUGUGA